AUGGAAUUCUUGAAGUCUUUUGCCCAUCCUGACGAAGUGAUGGCUUUGGUCAAGUUUAAAAUGGGUGGAUGUGAAGCAGUGAUGCCCAAAACUGAUCCCAAAUCUUUCAGUAAGACAUUACAGAAAUGUUAUGUACAUUUGAAUAAUACUAGUCGUAGUUUCUCUGCUGUUAUUCAAGCUAUAGAUGAUAUAUCUCUUCGACAUGCUGUAUGUAUAUUCUAUCUAGUAUUAAGAGCUCUCGAUACAGUUGAAGAUGAUAUGACUAUACCCAUGCCAGUGAAAAUACCCAUGUUAAAAUCUUUCUACAAAAAUCUUUAUGAUAAGAACUGGAAAUUUAUGGAAUCCAAAGAAAAGGACAGAUUGGUUCUUGAAGACUUUCCUACUAUUUCUCACGAGUUCAGAGAGUUAGCCCCCAUUUAUCAAGAAACUAUAUCUGAAAUCACACGGAAAAUGGGAGAAGGAAUGACAGUGUUUUUUGAAAGAGAUUUAAUCACACUAGAGGAAUGGGAUGAGUAUUGUCAUUAUGUAGCAGGAUUAGUAGGUAUAGGAUUAUCCAAGCUCUUCUCUGCCUCAAAACAAGAAUCAGAGAUAGUUGGUAAAGACACAUACCUAGCCAACAGAAUGGGACUGUUUCUACAGAAAACUAACAUCAUAAGAGACUAUCUAGAAGACCAGAAUGAAGGCAGAGCUUUCUGGCCCAAAGCAGUA
This is a messenger RNA of Lottia gigantea (owl limpet), 708 nucleotides long. RefSeq lists its product as hypothetical. Lineage: Eukaryota; Metazoa; Mollusca; Gastropoda; Lottiidae. Gene Ontology annotation, cellular component: endoplasmic reticulum membrane. The record is from RefSeq and is a predicted model, not a curated record. The transcript is spliced from 5 exons. Gene Ontology annotation, biological process: farnesyl diphosphate metabolic process; cholesterol biosynthetic process. Gene Ontology annotation, molecular function: squalene synthase [NAD(P)H] activity. The annotation marks the transcript as partial.